UCUCGAAUGGCGGCUUCUUGCCAUUAGCUGCAGCUGGCCGAUAAAUUUUGGUUAGUGCAAAUAAAAAUAUUGAAUAAUAUUCAACUGUAAUCUAUAUUCAAGUUGAAGAAUAGACGUACCCUGAACCAGUACAAUAUCCUAAAAGAUAAUUCAACUUUGACCAGAGCAAGGAAACAGUCAGGAUACGUAUACCGGGGAAAUACAGCUCGCCAUCCCUCUCUUUGGAGUUUGACGUUUCAAGUGUUACCGACCUGAUAAUAAAUAAAGCUCUUUAAAUGGCACUCUUAUUCACGAGCAUGUGGGAUUCGACGAUGUUUUUAAGCACGUUAACACCGAAAUUCUACGUAGCUCUUACCGGUACAUCAUCCCUUAUAUCCGGAUUGAUACUGAUAUUUGAGUGGUGGUAUUUUCGAAAAUAUGGUACAUCGUUUAUCGAACAAGUAUCUCUAAACCACAUCUCCCCUUGGAUUGGUGGUGGAGACAAUGGAGUUGACGGUAAUAAUGCUAAUUCAACAAGUUCCAAUACAUCGAAUCAGCAGAACGUACCAGAGUGUAAAGUAUGGCGCAACCCGAUAAACUUAUUUCGUGGAGCAGAGUACCAGAGAUUUUAUUGGGCUACUAAUAAAGAGCCCUUAACUUACUAUGAUAUGAAUCUAUCCGCGCAAGAUCAUCAAACAUUCUUUACCUGUGAAGGAGAUACUGGAAAAGCAGAAUAUGAAAUAAUGCAGACAGCAUGGAGAGAAAGGAAUCCAGUAGUCAGGAUAAAGGCAGCCCACAGUGCCCUGGAACACAAUCCAGAUUGUGCUCCAGCUUACAUCUUACUAGCAGAGGAAGAGGCAACAACAAUAUUGGAGGCUGAAAAAAUAUUGAAGCAGGCUUUAAAAGUAGCUGAAAAUAAUUAUAGGAAAUCUCAGAAUACUCAGCAUCAGGGAUCAAUAGCAGAAGCAAUGCAUAGGAGAGACACUAAUGUUCUGAUUUAUAUAAAACGAAGACUUGCUAUGUGUGCAAGGAAAUUGGGGAAACUUAAAGAGGCUGUGAAAAUGUUUAGGGAUCUGACUAAGGAAGUACCACCUAUAAUGAACGUGCUGAAUAUUCAUGAGAAUCUCAUAGAAGCUCUGUUAGAAAUGCAAGCUUACGCUGACGUCCAAGCUGUGUUGGCCAAGUACGACGAUAUCAGCUUGCCAAAAUCUGCCACUAUUUGUUACACCGCUGCAUUAUUGAAGGCCAGAUUAGUAGCAGAUAAAUUUUCUCCAGAUAUAGCCAGCAAGAGAGGAUUAACCACUGCAGAAAUGACAGCAGUAGAGGCAAUCCAUAGAGCUGUCGAAUUCAAUCCACAUGUACCAAAAUAUCUUCUUGAAAUGAAGCCACUCAUUUUACCCCCAGAACACGUUUUAAAGAGGGGGGAUUCCGAGGCAAUUGCUUAUGCAUUCUUCCACUUGGCUCAUUGGAAACAAAUGGAAGGAGCUUUGAACUUAUUACAUUGCACAUGGGAAGGAACAUUCAGAAUGUUGCCCUAUCCCUUGGAGAGAGGACAUUUGUUCUACCCAUAUCCGACUUGUACAGAGUGUGCCGAUAGGGAACUUUUACCUUCAUUCCACGACGUUAGUGUUUAUCCAAAAAAAGAACUACCUUUUUUCAUUUUAUUCACAGCUGGUCUUUGCUCCUUUACAGCAUUACUCGCUCUCCUAACUCAUCAGUAUCCAGAUACCAUGGGUGUUGUUGCCCGUGCUAUGCUUGCGUGGCUCUCUCUUCCAUUUUAUUAUGUUUUAGACAAGUUGGAAGCAGUUCUGCCAUCCAGCUUACUGCAACAACUUUUCAGAAUUUAAUUCGGUUAAUAGAUUUCUGUCUAUAAUUAAGUAAGAAUGUGAUAUUUUUACAAUACAAAGGAAUUACUUUGAACAAAACUUUUCUUCUCAUCAUCAUUAUCCUAGUUUUUUUUUUUUUUUUUAGUCUCACUAAAAGCGAUUUAAUGUUUAAAUCUCAUUAUUGCUAAUUACGUGUUUAUUUAAUAUUGUAAGAGUCAAUUAAACCUAAUAUAAGAUUUAACUGUACAAAUAAAGUUAUCGAAUGUGAUUUACUA
Athalia rosae (coleseed sawfly) is the source of this 2080-nucleotide messenger RNA. RefSeq names its product protein ST7 homolog. The transcript has a single exon. Lineage: Eukaryota; Metazoa; Arthropoda; Insecta; Hymenoptera; Athaliidae. The record is from RefSeq and is a predicted model, not a curated record. Gene Ontology annotation, molecular function: protein binding. The coding region runs from base 276 to 1826 and encodes 516 amino acids.